UUAAAGGGGAGGAUUCGUUUGACGACGUACGCGCGUACAGGAAAUAUGACGUCACGCGCCACGCUCAGCUACAGAAGAGGGAAAUAGAAACCCAGAAGAGACAUUUCAGGGAGCUCCGUCCAAAUAGAAACGCUCGUUGCCAUGGCCGAAGAAAAUAUCUUCCUGUUCGUCCCGAAUUUGAUCGGAUAUGCCCGUAUUGUACUGGCUCUGGUAUCCUUCUACUUGAUGCCCUGCUGCCCGGGUCCGGCUGUGUUUUGUUACCUACUGAGUGCCCUGUUGGAUGCCUUCGAUGGACAUGCAGCCCGCGCUCUUAAUCAAGGUACAAAGUUUGGUGCCAUGCUGGAUAUGUUGACUGACCGUUGUGCAACAAUGUGUUUGCUGGUGAAUCUGGCACUGCUGUACCCGUCCUACACUUUCCUGUUUCAGCUCAGCAUGUGUCUGGACGUGGCCAGCCACUGGCUGCACCUGCACAGUUCCAUGAUGAAGGGAGCCACCAGUCACAAGACCAUUGACCUCUCUGGCAACCCCAUCCUACGACUCUACUACACAUCCAGGCCGGUGCUGUUUUUCAUGUGUAUGGGGAAUGAACUCUUCUUCUGUCUGCUUUACAUAAUGUACUACAUUGAGGAGCCCCAGGUGUGGCUGCAAUGGCUUUUGGGAGUUUGCGGCGUGGUCUGUCUGCUGAAGUCUGGCAUAAGUCUCCUCCACCUCAUCACCGCCUCCCGCAACAUGGCUGCUAUCGACGUGGCUGACCGCGAAAGAGAGCGGAGCAAAGCACAAUGAGAGAUGAGGGCAUACAGAAAACAGAGAUGAAGGCCGAGCGAAGAAGAUGAGCAGAAAAAAGCGCUAUGAGAACAUCGGCCCGUAUAGAUUAGGAUGAGAUGAUGGAAAACAAUCAUGGGACCUUGUAAAGCCUCACUGAGCAUUUAUAUUUAUUUGAAUAUAGAUUAUCAAUGGUAUGACACUAGGGGAAAUACCUUACGCGUUUUAUCCAUAUUCCUGUAGAUGUGCUUUUCAUUGCUGUUGAUGAAACUAGUUGCACUAUGAGUGUACCAUAUAUAUGUCAUCUUUGGGGUGUCAUAAUAUUAUUAUUUUAUGGCUGUUUUUAUUUGUUAUUUGAAUAAUCAUACAUAAUUUUAUUAGAAUAGCUCAGCUGUUUAAAAGCAACAUUUCCACACACACAGACACAUAAAAGACCGGCACAUUCCACACUUAAACUGAAAGCCACUUGAGUGUUACUGUAUUUGGUGUCUGAUUAUUAUUAUUAUUGAACUGAACUGUCUGUAUAUGAGCCUGUUUUUUAUUAGACUCUUUUUUUUUCGCUGCAGUCUAUCAAACAGAACAUGUACCUGUAUUCGAAGAGUGUGAAGCCAUUAUUAUAUUAUACAAGAGUGGCUCUGGCAUAAUUUUCGUCCAUAGCCUUCUGAAUGUAUUCUUGGGUUGUGUUAGAGGAUUAGACAUACUGUUUUAGAGCUGUUAUAUAAAUUAUGAGAGUUAUAUGAUUGUGGAGAAAUGCCCUUUUGUACUGUAACAGGUGAUUUGACAAUAAAGUUAUCCUGACACCAA
This is a messenger RNA of Megalobrama amblycephala (Wuchang bream), 1566 nucleotides long. It is a transcript of the gene cdipt, whose product is annotated as CDP-diacylglycerol--inositol 3-phosphatidyltransferase (phosphatidylinositol synthase). Gene Ontology annotation, biological process: phosphatidylinositol biosynthetic process. The record is from RefSeq and is a predicted model, not a curated record. NCBI's taxonomy places the organism in Eukaryota, Metazoa, Chordata, Actinopteri, Cypriniformes, Xenocyprididae. The transcript is spliced from 6 exons. Bases 142 to 783 code for a protein of 213 amino acids. Gene Ontology annotation, cellular component: membrane; Golgi apparatus. Gene Ontology annotation, molecular function: CDP-diacylglycerol-inositol 3-phosphatidyltransferase activity.